Messenger RNA from Cynocephalus volans (Philippine flying lemur), 3304 nucleotides. It is a transcript of the gene SPIDR, whose product is annotated as scaffold protein involved in DNA repair. The coding region runs from base 28 to 2862 and encodes 944 amino acids. The record is from RefSeq and is a predicted model, not a curated record. Gene Ontology annotation, biological process: double-strand break repair via homologous recombination; regulation of establishment of protein localization to chromosome. Gene Ontology annotation, cellular component: nucleoplasm; nuclear chromosome. NCBI's taxonomy places the organism in Eukaryota, Metazoa, Chordata, Mammalia, Dermoptera, Cynocephalidae. The transcript has 20 exons.
GCGAGUGAGGAGGCGGUGCGGUUUGAGAUGUCCCGCGGCGGCGGCGAUCGCAACCGUAAGAGAAAAAGAAAUUGGGAUAUAGAAUACCCAUCCUUCCCAGGAGAGAGGCCAGUGCAGUUGAGAAGAGCAGGUCUCAGGACAGUGGGGGCAGCUGCCUCCCUCUCUGAAGCAUGGCUCAGGUGUGGAGAAGGAUUUCAGGACACUUCUGGAACUCUGUCAUUAACACCUGAAAAGAAGGCUAUUACAGAAAAGCACCUUGAAUUAUCCCCUAGACCCAAGAAAGAAACUACCACAUCUAAGAGUACCAGUGUGCUUACAGAUAUAACAUGGAGUUCCAGUGGAAGUGAUGUGUCAGAUGAAGAUAAGAUACUUUCUGAAUCACAGAGAGAUGAAGGAAAUGGUUCUAGAAUAGACAGGUUUUGCAACAGGAAUAUUUUAUGUCCAGAAGAUGGGGCCAGUGAAGACGAGCGGCAGUUUAUUGACUGGGAGAUCAACAGCGACAGGGAAGAUGCUGGUGAAUGUAGUGAAUUUGAAGAUGGCGAGCAUGCUACGGAAAUCUCAGACUCUGCUUCUGGUUCAAGUAGUCAUUCUUUGACAAGUGACGAGAGGCUAUCCGAGCUUCCUAAGCCAAGUUCUACAGAAAUUUUGGAGUAUUCAUCAGAUAGUGAAAAAGAAGAUCACUCAGAGAAUGUCCUGUUCAUUGAUUCAGAAUCCCCUCACAAAUACCAUGUGGACGUUGGAACAGAUGCAAGACAAAUUAUGGAGACACUCAUAGACCCAAGGGUGAAAUUGACAGAGGACAUCUUGUGUACACCCUGGAAACAGACAGCUAAGUUUCCCAGGACUCCAGAAAAUUCAGGAAAGAAGACGAAGCUUUUAAGAGGCGGGCUAGCUGAAAGACUAAACGGACUGCAGAAUCGAGAGAGAUCUGCCAUUUCUUUGUGGAGACAUCAAUAUGUUUCUUAUCAGAGGACACUUUCAGGUAGAAAAUCUGGUGUAUUAAUUGUGAGAAUUCUAGAGCUCUAUGAGGAAUGCACCAUGCAAGUUGCCAUGUGUGAGCAGUUGGUGGGGCCACCAGCCACCAGCCCUUCCCACGGUGUGGCCCCCGGACCUGGCGCCAGCCUGCAGGUUCUCUUCACCAAGGAGACUGCAGGCUGCCUCAGGGGGCGUCCCUUGGACAUCAUCCACAUCUUCCCUCCCUGGCAAAAGCUUAUUAUCCCGAAUGGAAGUUGCCCUGUUAUUCUGAAUACUUACUUUUGUCAGAAAGUUGUUGCCAAAGAAGAUUCAGAAACAACUUGUGAAGUGCACAGUUGGGACACAUCCCUUCCAAGAAGAAGUAUCACUUUGGCCCAGAUGUUUAGAAUUAAGGGUCUAACAAAUAACUCACCAGAAAGCCAGGUUGUGCGUAGUGGUCUGGCCACCACGGUGACAGGCUGGACCCACGGGCAUGAGGAAGCAAAACGUCACCUUCUAGCCAGCACUCCCCUGAGGGAUUCCCUCCUGGAUGUGGUGGAGAGCCAGGGAGCUGCCAGGUGGUCAGGAGUUGGAGUCCGAGUGGUGGUACAGAGAGUUUACUCUCUUCCUGGCAGAGAGCGUGCCAGAGGCCAGCAGGGGAGUGGCUCGGGGCAUACAGACCCGCCUGGAGUUCGAGUCUGCCUACUGGUGCAAGACGCCUGUGGAAUGUUUGGCGAAGUGCACUUGCAGGGGGCCGUCCUGAAGGACAGACAGUUGGAAGGAAAGGCCUGCAGCCUGGCAGGAAUGAAGAUUCUACAGAAGGCCACCAGAGCAAGGAUGGCUGGGCUUUUUAGUUUGAUUGACACUCUAUGGCCCCCAUCAAGGCCUCUGAAAGCACCUGGCCGCAGCCAGCCCAGUGAAGAGCAGGUAAAAACUCAUUUGCCUCCUCCUACCUUCUGUUACAUCCUUAUGGCUCAUCCAAAUCUGGGACAAAUUGAUAUAAUUGAAGAAGACCCCAUUUCUAAGCUUUACCAGCCACCGAUUCCCCGCUGCUUAAGAGAAAUUCUCCAAACUGAUGAUCUCGGCACCCGUUGCAGUUUUUAUGCCAAAGUGAUUUAUCAAAGACCACAGCUAAAGAGUCUGCUUCUUCUGGAACAAAGGGAGAUUUCACUGUUGGUGACUGAUGCCACCCUGCAAGCAAAGGAUGAGAGUGAACCCAGCCUCCCCAAAACUGUGCAAGUCUUCGUGGCCCCCUCGUGUGUGCUGGACCUACAAGUCUUGGAAGCCUUCACCAUGGCCACACCUCACAACAUCCUCUUCAGGGAUGCCCUCCGCGACCAUGGUCAGAUUGUUUGUGUUGAACGGACUGUCAUCUUGCUUCAAAAGCCCCUGUCGUGUGUUGUCUCUGGUGUUCGCAUCUGUGAGCUGACUGGCCCAGUGACGCUGGAUGAACUGGACUCUGCUACAACUGCCAACUCCCUCUGCAGCGUUCAAGGUGCUGUGGUUGGUGUGGACGAGAGCACUGCUUUCUCAUGGCCUGUGUGUGACCAGUGUGGCAAUGGGAGAUUGGAACAGAGGCCAGAAGACAGAGGUACCUUUUCCUGUGGGGACUGCUCCCGGGUGGUCACGGCUCCUGUCCUCAAGAGGCACCUGCAGGUGUUCCUGGACUGCCCCUCGAGACCCCAGUGCAGAGUGAAAGUCAAGCUGUCGCAGAGCAGCAUUUCUUCACUGCUGGGGCUUGCCACCUGCGAGGACGGGAGUUACGAAGUGCAGAGUGUCCUCGGAAAGGAGGUGGGGUCGCUAAAUUGUUUUGUCCGGUCCAUAACCACCCACCCGACGAACUGCGUAGGAUUGGAGGAAAUUGAGCUUCUGGGUGCAGGAGGAACUUCUGCUGAGCGGUUGCCAUAGGAUUUGUGAACUUUGCAAUGUGGCUGCAAGGGUGGUGGUGGUGGUUUUGGGUUAUUUGUUAACUAUGGAUAGAGUGAAUAUAGUUCAUGAGCUUGAAAUGAAACUUAGAUUUUUCUGGGCAAAUGUUAGUAAAAUGGUUUUUUAAACUAUAAAUCAAAAUACCUUUUUCUAUAAUUUUGUAUUAUCUUUCUGCACAUUUAGGACCAUGUUAUUGAAGCCGAAAUAAGUAAGCUUAAGGUCUUCAUUUUGUAGCUGUCUUAGGCAAUAACAUUAAUAUAUCAGAAAAAAAAAGUUUUGUUCAGUUGUAAUUUAAAGUGUUUAAAAUUCUACCAUGAUUCAGCAUGUUUUUCUUGUAGUAAUUGUUUUCACAUUCCCCCAAAGAACACCCUGUGAAGCUUAAACCUUUGUCCCAUGUUGUGAUGUUACUGUUCAGCUACAAUAA